Rhododendron vialii is the source of this 5180-nucleotide messenger RNA. RefSeq lists its product as uncharacterized. The record is from RefSeq and is a predicted model, not a curated record. Bases 258 to 4163 code for a protein of 1301 amino acids. The transcript is spliced from 10 exons. NCBI's taxonomy places the organism in Eukaryota, Viridiplantae, Streptophyta, Magnoliopsida, Ericales, Ericaceae.
CAACAAACCCACAGAACAAAAACACAGAGAGUAAAAACCUCUCUCUCUCUCUCUCUCUCUCUCUCUCUCUCUCUCAUAUCUCUAAUUAUUCCUCGAUCGCUACAUUGUACUCCUCUUCCGCCCAACUGCUUCUACUUCCGUCGAUCGACCUAACCCUUCGAUUCACUGAAUCCAAAACAACUCUUAGCGAUUGCAAAGGGAAGUAGACAAGGUGUUCUUGAUAGUGUUGGAGUGGAAAAGGCAUUUAUUAAUAUCACAUGGGCUGUUUUGAGGGCCGGACCGACGCCCACGCCAAUGACUUCUAUCCUAGUGGUCUUGCUCCUGAUGAAGUGGCCUCUGUCACCCGAGUUCUUGAACCAGACAGAUGGUCAAUAGCGGAGGAAAGAACUGCAGAACUGAUUGCCUGUAUCCAGCCCAAUCAACUAUCUGAGGAGCGCAGAAGUGCUGUCACAUCUUAUGUGCAGCGACUCAUCACCAGUUGUAUUUCAUGUCAGGUAUUCACGUUUGGGUCAGUUCCGCUCAAGACAUAUCUACCUGAUGGGGACAUUGAUUUAACUGCAUUUGGUAACAAUGAAAGUUCAAAGGACACUUGGGCAAAUGAGGUUCGUGAUAUGCUAAUUAGCGAAGAGAAGAAUGAGAAUGCUGAAUUCUGUGUAAAGGAAGUUCAGUACAUUCAGGCAGAGGUGAAGAUAAUUAAGUGCCUUGUAGAUGACAUUGUAGUGGACAUAUCUUUUAACCAGCUUGGUGGUUUAUGUACUCUGUGCUUCCUUGGGGAGGUUGACAUAUUGGUAAGACAAAAUCAUCUAUUCAAGCGCAGCAUUAUAUUGAUUAAAGCUUGGUGUUACUACGAAAGCCGGAUACUGGGUGCUCAUCAUGGACUUAUUUCAACUUAUGCUCUGGAAACCUUGGUUUUGUACAUAUUCCAUGUUUUCAAUGACUCCUUUGCGGGACCACUAGAGGUACUUUAUCGUUUUCUUGAAUUCUUCAGCAAGUUUGACUGGGACAACUUUUGUGUUGGCCUUUGGGGUCCAGUUCCCAUUCGUUCACUUCCUGAUAUGACAGCUGAUCCUCCUCGAAAGGAUGGUGGAGAGCUGUUACUCAGCAAACGUUUUCUUAAUGAUUGUAGCUAUGUAUACUCUGCUUUUCCUAUUGGUCAAGAAAACCAUGAGUUACCUUUCAUGUCCAAACAUUUCAACGUCAUAGAUCCUUUGCGAGCAAACAAUAACCUUGGGCGUAGUGUCAGUAAAGGUAAUUUCUUCAGGAUUCGUAGUGCCUUUGCUUUUGGGGCUCAACGCCUGGCAAGACUACUUGAUUGCCCAAAAGAGAAUAUAGUUGCUGAAGUCAACCAGUUUUUCAUGAACACAUUGGACCGGCAUGGGAAGCAGCUUCGCCAUGAUGCACCGAGAUUGCUACCUGUUAACAGGAAUGGCAUUCGAAAGUCUAAUAAUCUUGGAAAUUCUUCAAGUAAGAAUAUGGUCAAAGAAAAUUCUGCUAGUCAUGAAUCUGAAGUUGAGAUGACUGGUGCUUCUCACGCCUCCCAUAGUGUUCUCUCUCAGCAUGAGAAUCAGUUACUGAAACAAGAAUCUAGGCCCAAUACACAAACUCCUGCAGUUUCUCAUACUCACAGCCAAAAUAAAUAUACCACCUCUACUAGCUCUAUGGCCUCUGAUCUGAAUCAUGACUUGAAGCAUAGUAGUAAUUCAAAUGCGAAUGCACAUGCUUUUAAUGGUAGAAGUUCUAGACCAGAUCACAUUGGUAAUGAAAUACACGGCAGGUAUCAGUUUGCAAGGACCCAUUCUAGUCCUGAGCUUACCGAUACAUCUCGUCAAAUUUCAACUCAAGGACGGCAUAACAAAGCAUCAGAAACAUUAGAGCCAACUGCUACCAGGUUUGAUAACAACAAUAGGAGAAACUUGGCCACAGAGGUUUCAGAGAACAGCAAUGCAAUAUCUUCAACUGAAGGCCUCCCUGCUUCAAGGCAUCAUUUGAUUCAUGCUCCUGUUGAGUCAAACGGCGAUUCAUAUGGUCACCACGGUGAAUCUGAUUUAGGUCAUAUUGGAGAUGACAGAAUUUCUGUUGCUGAGGCGAUCCAGUUGCAACAGGAAGAGCAAGAUUUUGUUAACAUGAUGGCUGCUUCAACUCUUCCUAGUUAUAAUGGACAUGUUCAUAGGCCAGUGAAUUUUGCUUCUGGUCAUCUGCCUAUCCCACUAUCACCUUCUAUUUUAGCUUCUUUGGGAUAUGCUCACAGAAAUUCAGCUGGUAUUUCCCCGGCUAACAUUUCUUCCUAUGAGGUCCCUUGGGGUGGCCCUAAUAUGCAUUAUUCACAAGGUUUAGUGUCUCCGCCAAUAUCCCAAUAUUUUUCAAGUAUGGGGUUGGCCUCAAAUCAAGAAGAAAUCCUUGAACCAAUUGACAAUGUGGUAAGUAGGGAAACAUGUCAGGGGAAUAGUGAUCAUUGUUUGUGGUCUGAGCCGGAUGUGGAUUCCCUCAGAGGGUCUGAUGUUAAUAAUGGAAGUUUCCAAGUACAACCAUCAGAGGAGAGAGAAAAUUUCACUCCACCAGGGUAUCCCAUUCCCUCGUCUCCAGUAAACAGCUUGGACAUUUAUCCAACAAAAGCUCACAUGUCAUUCAAUGAUGACAGAGGGCCCAUUAGGACAGAAUUUGGUGAUAAAUUUGUUCCACUUUCCCUUGCUACUUCAAGAAUGAAGCAGUCUUCUGAAGAUUCUUUGGAUGGAUCAUCUAUGAGAACUUCAAGGUCUACAAGGGACAGACGGGGGAGGAAAUCAGCUCCCUCUGGAGAUCGUUCUGCUUUGCAUGUAAAUGGGUGGCAAUAUGACUCUGAGUCGGUCGAUUAUGUUUCUUCGAAGAAUGAUGACGACAAUGGAGACUGGAGUCCACUGUCAACAGUUCAUACAGAAGUGUCAGAAAACACUUCUUCAAUUGUGCAGUCCCGUGAAAUACCAGGUUAUGAACCAGCACAGCUCGGUGGAUCAAAGCCAAUGUUUCCUAUUGCUCCGGUUUUUGUGCAUCCUGGGUCAAGGCAAAGACUUGUUGACAACAAUGGGGGGUUACCCUUUGCGUUUUAUCCCACAGGGCCACCAAUUCCUUUUGUUACUAUGCUUCCUUUCUACAAUUACCCCCCUGAGAAAGGAACUUCUGAUUCAUCCACAAACCAUUUUGAUCAAAGAUUAGAUUCUACUGAGAACCAUGAUGAGCCAGAGAUUUUAGUUUGUUCUAGUUCUGCAAAACGGGACGCGUUUGCUGAGCCUUCUGUAGAGCACACCUCUGAUAUUUUGAAUGGUGACUUUGAAAGCCAUUGGCUGAAUCUCCAGCAUGGACGGUUAUGCCAGAAUCCGAGAGAUCAAGGAACCACACAUUAUCCAUCCUCUCCUGUUGCGCCGCCAAUGUACAUGCAGAGACCUCUAAAUGCAAAUGCGAACCUUUUCACACAGCUUAUGGGUUAUGGGCCCCCCAUGAUUCCUGUUUCAUCUUUGCAUCCUGGUACUAAUAGGCCUUUGAGUGGUUAUGGACACUAUGGUGAUGAAAUUCGUAGAGGUCGCAAUGGGACUGGGACUUACCUGCCUAAUCCUAAGAUGUCUUUUAGAGACCGGCACUCUUCAAAUGGAAGAAACAAGGGGAAUUACAGCUAUGACCGUUAUGAUCAAUCUGGUGACAGAGAAGGCAAUUGGAAUGCCCAUUCAAAGCAUAGAUUUGGUGGUCGUGGCCGCGGUCGCAACCAAUUUGAGAAGCAGAAUGUCAGAGUAGAUAGAACUAUAUCAAGCAAUAGCCGAUCUGAAAGGCCUGACUCUGCCCCUUCAAACCAAUCUCAUAUCAGCCCAAUCCACCCUGUAGAUUCCAUGCAUAAUGGAUCCUCAAAUGGAGCAUACGGCAUGUAUCCACUACCAGUCAUGAAUCCUAAUGGAGUUUCUCCUGGGACAACUGGACCUCCUGUCUUUAUGCUAUAUCAGUGUGCCCAAAACAUGGCUUCCGGCUCUUCUGCCGAGCAUCUUGAAUUUGGGUCUCUUGGAACAAUGCAUUUCCGUGGUGUAAAUGAAGUGCAGCUUGGUGGAGGUUCAUCGAACAGUAUCAAUGUGCAGCAAAAUUUAAGGAUAGAUUCUGCAGAGUCUUCGCCAGAUAUGCCCUCCUCACCCAAUCUUCAAAGAUAAUUGCUCGUCCAUUUUCCUUUGGGUCACGGAAUCAGUUUGUUUGCACUAGAUGCUUGCUUCUCGCAACCAAGGGCUUUACAGAACAUAAAAGAGAUUUUAUAGAUGUUAUUCAAAGUUGCCCCAUAUUCUCCACAGUGUUUGGACUUUUCAUAGUUUGCUGCUUAUCAAAGGUGGGGAUCCAAGUUUGUUGGGUAGUUGGCCACUUGCAGUCAAUUUCACUCGGCCUCAGUCAUUGCUGGUCUAGAGCCAUGAACAUGUGCACUGCCCGAGCAUGGAUUGUCUUGUGAAACAGUCUUGUUUCUUAGCAGAAUGGACUUAUAAGUUAAAAGACGUGGAUUUCCCCCUCUUGUUUUCGUAGAAGAUACGUUGAUGGAAGCAACUAUAAUGGUAGCUACUCCCGCUAUGAGAACUUUCUCGGCACAGCUCACAUGCAAGGAAUCUUGAUCUUUUGCCCCUGUUUGCUCCUUCACUUUCUGGACAAAUAACGGCUCUAUAACAGAAUACAGCUUGUGUGUCUGGUAAAAGAUAAGUCAUAUGUCACUGUAUUGGUGAUGAUGGAUGAUCAUGAGAUAGCAGUUUUUCCCUGCUGUAGGCACGGAUGGCGAAGGUGAAGAAGAGGAUAUAUUUGUCCUUUCUCCUUUUGCGUGGGGGGAUUCUGAAAUCUCGCAAUGGGAUUUCGACUUGUCUCAGGAAAAUUUAGGACUUCUACUCUGGUUCAUCUACUCAGUGCUUUGCGGCAUUUUAUUUUUCGUCUUCCUCUUUUGUGGUAUCGUUUUCUGCACAAAGAGGUUGUGUUGUGUGUACUGAAAUGUACGAUAUUGUUGUAGAAGUGUUUUUUUUUCUUUGGGGAGAAACCUUCAGAUUUGACAUUCACCCUCGACAAUGUACCAUGUCAUUAAGAUGGUUUACGCCUUGAUUUAGCUACUGUUAUGCCUCUGUGCACCUGAUUAAUGUAAGCCGACGAUAUUAGACUUGGAUGUCUGUUGCAUAAUUGGAUUGUAUUGUUCAGCAGCACUA